This is a messenger RNA of Strongylus vulgaris, 1047 nucleotides long. The record is from the annotation of a GenBank genome assembly. NCBI's taxonomy places the organism in Eukaryota, Metazoa, Nematoda, Chromadorea, Rhabditida, Strongylidae.
AUGGACAAAUGCAAGAUUACUAGUAAUGAUAGCGAUUGCGAAAUUAUCGAAGUCCUCACACCAGAGGAAGGUCGAGCUCUACGAGCUGGACCUCCCAUUGUCAUAGAUGCUGACGAUUUGAUGAGUCCUUCUACAUCAUCAGAUAGCAAAAUUCAAGAAAAAUCGAGCGGAAGACGCAGGAGCAGAAGAAUCAUAUCACAAUCGGAAUCCACCGAAGAAAUCAAGAUAGUAAAAAUUGAACCGUCAACACCAACUACUGCCGAACCUGAAAAUCGUCCACCUGAUGCAAAAAGGCCGUAUGAGCCAGCAAAAGCUGUGCAAGUCACUAGUGUGAAGCGGACAAAGAGAAUCACCACUUGCACGGCAUCUCCAUUGUUAGCACAAAAACCAAAAAUCUACAGAUUGAAUGAUGCUGGGAGAGACGCUGCCUCUCCUACUAAAAUCACUAAACUUGCGACAGCUGAUGAGAUUGUGAAAAAGACUGAGGCUAUUCUCGAUACAUUUAUGCUUUCACCACGAAAGAAUAUUGGUUCGCAAGACAAUGGUGAAGACACAGCGACAAUAGAUUUUAGAAAAACACCGUAUAUUGUGAAAUUCCUUGAUCUCUCAAAACCGGCUCGAGAGCUUUUCCUGAGGAUGUAUCUGCGAAAAUCAUGGUGGCUUACAGCAGAAAAGCUAAAGGAAAGAUUCCUUGAUCUCUCAAAACCGGCUCGAGAGCUUUUCCUGAGGAUGUAUUUGCGAAAAUCAUGGUGGCUUACAGCAGAAAAGCUAAAGGAAAGGUACACCGAACUGUCUUCUACGAUGGACGACUCUUUAAAGGAGCUAGUCAAUAUAGGCUUUGUUGACAGUGACAGACAUCUGUCAGAGCUUGAAGAAGUGCUUAAGAUAGCACCGCUGCCAGUUUUGAGAGUUGUUGCGAAAAAAUACCAGUUAGACAUCACUAAGGGCAAAAUCGAGCUCGUCACAACACUGAAAAGCUUCUCAGCUACGCAAAAGGGUCUGUUUGGACAGACAGGAGGCAUUGCAAUGGCUAUGGUGAAAACGUGA